This is a messenger RNA of Adineta steineri, 255 nucleotides long. The record is from the annotation of a GenBank genome assembly. Lineage: Eukaryota; Metazoa; Rotifera; Eurotatoria; Adinetida; Adinetidae.
AUGAGUCGAUCUGAUGAUGAUUUUCUUAAUCAACCAAUAACUGCUAUGGAUCAUCCAAUUCUUCGUGCACAUGCAUCUCUUGAUCCUAAUAGUGCUGAAGCACAAUCACAAUUACGCCGCCUGGUGAAUCAGAAUUAUAUUAUUAUGAACGUCGUUACAAGUCUUUCACGUGAUAUACGUGCAGCACCUAAUCCUUAUGAUACGAAUGCUCAGUUGACUACUGGUAUUCGAAAUAAUAAAUCAUCACUACGUUGA